CACUGGGAAAACUUUUUCAUUUAUUACGCGAUGUCACUUUUAUCUUAAAAUUUAUAUAAAAAAUACUCUACAUUAUGUGACGUUUGAAAACUUCCUUAGAUAUUCCAGUAAUCAAAAAUAAAUUAAAAUGUGUUUUUAAGGGUAUAUUUUUGAUCAUAAGCCGGGUGAAAACCUAAAAUUCGAAAAGGGGAUUCCAUAAUCGUGCUUGAGAUUAUCUGUGCAAAAUUUCAUUAAAAUCGGUUGGGAGAUAUCCUGUCCCUUUUUCACUUUUACGAGGUGGGGUAAUCGCAUACUUACUGAAUUUUUUGUUGUCAGGUAUUUGCCUCACUAAAAAACAUUGCCUCUUGGCCGAAUUAUCUGCUAAGGUUGAAAUAUGGGUUCUUCCGAAGACAUGUGCGAGAUAUUAGUGAUUGGUGCUGGAUUCUCUGGCAUCUAUGCUCUACACAAUCUCCGCAAGAGAAAGUUUAACGUGAAAGUUUACGAAGCAGGGACAAACAUGGGUGGGACGUGGUACUGGAACCGAUAUCCAGGCGCACGGGUCGACACGGACAACCCCAUCUACCAAUUCAACGAGGAAGGACUUUGGGAUUUUGCGUGGACAGAGCGAUUCCCAGCCCACCCGGAACUUCAAGAGUACUUCCGCUAUUUGGACGACAAGCUCCAGCUGAGCAGGGACAUUGAGUACAACACCAAUGUGAGCGCGGCCCAGUUCGAUAAUGCUCGGAAUCAGUGGCAAGUCAAAACGGAUGAUGGCAGAGUUACUUGGGCAAACCAUCUCUUCCUCUGUACUGGCUCCACAACAACUAGGUACACACCUCCCUUCAAAGGUUUGGAUCGAUUCAAAGGAAUCUGCCACCAUUCCUACGUGUGGCCCAAGGCUGGAGUCAACUUUGACGGGAAACGCGUCGCUGUUAUCGGUACGGGGGCAAGUGCGGUUCAAAUCAUUCAAGAAAUUGGGUCCAAAGUUGGCCAUCUAACGGUUUACCAGCGCACACCAAAUCUCUGCCUCCCCAUGCAACAAGCCAAGGCUGCCGAUCCUAGCAAAGGUGCCUGGUUCCCGCCAAAGUCAAAGUUUCCCGAAAUAUUCGGUGCAGCUCGGAAAUCAUUCUCUGGCCUCAAUUUUGAUUGGGAACGGAAAAAUGCGGCUGACGUUACUCCAGAGGAACGACGCGCCUUGUACGAAUCACUUUAUGCGCAUGGCGGGUUUGCCUUUUGGCUGGCCAAUUUCCGAGAUAUGCUAUUCGAUAAGGAGUCCAACGCCUACGCUUACACCUUCUGGGCGGAGAAGGCCCGAGCGAGGAUACAUGACGUGGUGAAACGGGACAUAUUAGCCCCGCUGGUGGCGCCCCACGCCUUUGGUAUCAAACGCCCAUGCCUUGAGCAAAGUUAUUAUGAAGUCUUCAACCAGUCUAACGUGGACCUGGUUAACGUGCGGGAAUCUCCAAUUUUGGAAAUUACAGAGAACGGGGUUCGAACAGAAAAAGGUGUGGUUGAGGUGGACAUCAUCGUGCUGGCUACGGGAUUUGACUCUUUGACAGGGAGUAUCAAAAGUAUCGAUAUCCGUAACGGGAAAGGAGAGAGUUUGAGAGAUAUGUGGAAGAGGAAUGGGACCUCCACUUAUUUGGGCCUCACGACAGCUGGAUUCCCAAACUUGUGGUACAUGUACGGCCCGCAGGCCCCCACUCCCCUGGGAAAUGGCCCCACAAUUAUAGAGAUUCAAGGGGAAUGGUUAGUGGAAUUGAUGGUGAGGAUGAGGGAUGAGAAACGCAAAGUUGUGGAUGCUAAGAAAGAAUCAGAAGAGAGUUGGACAAAGGAGGUAUGGGAUGUUUGGGAAGCGAGUUUGUUCCCGGGAGCGGAUUCUUGGUAUCAAGGGGCCAAUAUUCCUGGAAAAACUAGGGAGCCCCUCUGUUACGCGGGAGGAUAUCCAAGAUACGAGGACCUGCUCAACAAAAUUGCUGCCGAUGGUUAUAAAACCUUCAAUUUGGCAUGAUUUUCGUCUGACCGAAUGUGCAUAAAUACGUUGGCGAAUAGAAAAUUUAUUUUAUCAAGCCCAAUUUUAUUCUUGAAAUUAUGGAAAUAAAUUUUAAAUAAGUAAUUUUCCUCGUUUUAUACGAUAUGAAAGUCAUGAUUAAAUAAUGUCGUCAUA
Folsomia candida is the source of this 2146-nucleotide messenger RNA. Its product is annotated as baeyer-Villiger monooxygenase. The coding region runs from base 374 to 1990 and encodes 538 amino acids. The record is from RefSeq and is a predicted model, not a curated record. The transcript is spliced from 5 exons. NCBI's taxonomy places the organism in Eukaryota, Metazoa, Arthropoda, Collembola, Entomobryomorpha, Isotomidae. Gene Ontology annotation, molecular function: NADP binding; flavin adenine dinucleotide binding; N,N-dimethylaniline monooxygenase activity.